AUGGCAAACGACCGUGAGCGCAGCCGAAGCAGGUCUGGAAAGGUCUGGUGGGUUGCCGUAACCAUGGUGCCAGAAGACGAACCCAUCAAGGUUUUCGCUGACGACUUUGAGGAUGAAGCAGAUGUUUACGACUUCCUAAAAGAAGUGCAGAAGCAUGUUCCCCAUGUCUCAGUCGCUAAGAUGAAGCUGUUUUCGAGCAAGUUCGCCAGCGAUGGUCAUGAAGCACACUUCCGCAACAACAUGAAGCUGACGGAGAUUCCAAAGAUGGCGGGUUCAUACACAGAGCCGCUUUUCAUCACAUAUAUCAGAGAACAAGUUGCAGAACAAGCAAAUGAGAUGUUCCAUCUGGCUGCUACGCUGAAAGGGUGGGGCAACGUUUUCGGAGCACGCCGUGCGCUGUUCACCUUGGCAGCAGAGUGCGCUGCAUAUGGUCAAAUUGGCAAGUGCAUCAAGCAUAUCCCUGUGCUCGGGCAGACUGACAGCAUUUGCUUGGACAUAUGGUUUCGCUCUGAAGAGUCCCGUGCAAGGUUGAUAGGUGCUGUGUUUAAGCAUCCUGCCGCCACUGACGAGUCCAUCCAGUUGACGCUGAAGAAGCUCAAGCGACCCGAAGGCAUCGAGGCAAUACUGCCGAAUCACUAUGAGCGGGACGUCGGCAGUCCUGAACAACAUGCUAGCACCGGAGCUGGGUCGACUGCACCAGCAGCUACAAAGGCAGCUCAGCUGCGUGCAAAACUACAUCUGCAGCGAUUGGACAAGGUAGAGGACAAGAUUUAUCACAACAUGCACAUCAUCCCAGAAGCACUGUUAGAUGAUGGACGGAAGCUAGUAUGUGAAUGGUUGUUCUUGAGUGCCAGUCCUAUUUUUCACACGUACUUUGAUGGUCCAGACACUGCUCCGCACAUCCAAGUGAGGGUUAUGAAGAGAUCUCCAUCAUGUGAUGGUCUCGUGGACUUCACCAUGGUGGUGAACACUCACAUGGUCGGGGCAGACACUUUCAUCUCGAAGCCUGCCAAUUCCUCUGACCUCCCAAAACCAGCCAUUGGCUACCAAACCCUCGUAAAAGUUCCUGAAGCGCAGGCAGAUCAUUUCGAGCGCGCCGUCAAGUGGCGCUGCGCUUGUGUUGAAGCUGCAUGGGCAAGGAAGAGCCAAGGACAUCCGGUUAGCAUCACUGGAGAUCAUGUGUGGUGGCAGCUCUUGGAGCUUCCCGCCGAGCUGCAAGUGGCCGUAGGUGAAGCCAAAAAGGCUGCGGGCAUCGGUGCAGAAGUUGACACCGCCAUUGCAGCAGCAGUCGACUAA
This is a messenger RNA of Symbiodinium natans, 1296 nucleotides long. The record is from the annotation of a GenBank genome assembly. NCBI's taxonomy places the organism in Eukaryota, Dinophyceae, Suessiales, Symbiodiniaceae.